AUGGCUUUGAGAAUUCCUUACAGGACUUCUGGAGAUACUUUUGAUCUUAUUAAUACAGUCCAUAAAGAGCCUAUUGGUUUAUUUAAACAAUGGUUCGUAGGUGCGGUUAAUUGCCCUAGUGUCUACGAAGCCAAUGCGAUGGCCUUGGCAACAUCGACCAAAAGCGGAGUGCCUAGUGUUCGUUAUGUUCUUCUGAAAGGCCUUGAUGAACGUGGAUUUCAUUUUUAUACUAAUUAUGAAAGUCGCAAAGCCAAAGAAAUGUUAGAAAACCCUUGUGUAGGUCUCGUAUUUUAUUGGGAACCUCUUAAAAGACAGAUCCGGAUAGAAGGUGUGGCCUCCAAGCUACCGACGGAAUACAAUGAUAAAUACUUUUCUUCUAGGCCUAGGCAAAGUCGCAUAUCUGCUACUGUUAGCUGCCAAAGUCAGCCCAUUCCUAAUCGUGAGUUUCUAGACGACAAGUGUGCUGAACUGGAAAAAUUGUAUAAAGACAUUGAGGAUGUCCCUAGGCCUUCUAAUUGGUAA
Protopolystoma xenopodis is the source of this 522-nucleotide messenger RNA. The record is from the annotation of a GenBank genome assembly. Lineage: Eukaryota; Metazoa; Platyhelminthes; Monogenea; Polystomatidea; Polystomatidae.